AAAAGUCAUCGUAACUUCUCUAUUGAAACAUAAAUAUUUCUCGUUUCACCUGGUUACAAUAUUCAAAUCGUUCAAUUCCCCCGAUUUCGUAUCGAAGUGACCCGUCAGUUUGUCGUUUAAUAUGCAGUUGAUUUAAUUUUAAAUUUUAAUUUUGUCGAUUCUCUCUCCCGAUCGGUUUUGAAGCAACACUAAUAUUUUGAUUGCGGUUUGAGCAGUAUCAUUGCUUUCCAACUGUGAAAACAUACUAUCUUUUCCGAUUUCAACGUAAACUUUCGUGUGGUUUCCUGUGUUUUUCCCGAACAGCGGUAAACAACUUGAUAGGAAUACUCGAAAAAAAAUUAAUUUGAUAUUUACGUAUAUAUUGAGCUUUUCUUCUUUUACCAAAUACUGUGAUUUGUGCAAUCAGGGAAGAAACUGGCAAAAUGAUGUGCCCCAUAUCAGGUCUUGUACAAUUUUUGAUAGUCUUGGUGACUCUACUUCUCAUGUGCCAUGCUGUGGUUGUCAGGAGUUUCAGUGUCAAAUUCAACCCAAAUUCAACUACUGUACAUAUGUAUAGCAAAGCGGAAAUACAAUAUGAAAUAACUGAUUUUCCCCCAGAUGAGACAAGCUGUUUACUUUACAGUGACAACGAACAUGUGGCAUCACUGGAUAAAGAAUUUAUCAUAUCGAGCUCUCAUAAUUUGACAGGGUCUUUCAAUAUAACUGCAAAUUUCUUGGGUGGUUCUCUGGUGAAAUGCAGAGGUGUCAAAACGAAGAAAGUUGCUGAAGGGCAACUUGACGUCAUAGUUGUUCGUAAAAAACGAAUUAUCGAUACCAUUUUCACGGCUUCUGUUGCUACUCUCGUCAGCAUCCUGUAUAUCAAUUUCGGAUGUGCCAUAGACUGGGGAGAGCUGCGGAAUAUAUUGAAGAGACCCGUAGGACCUUCCAUCGGAUUUUUCGGGCAUUUCUUUGUUAUGCCUAUGUUAAGUUACGUACUUGGAUUGAUACUCUUUCCGCAAAACCCCGAAAUGCAGCUAGGUAUGUUUUUCACAGGGGUAUCCCCCGCUGGAGGGGCUUCAAACGUUUGGGCAGUCCUGCUCGAAGGAAACUUGAAUCUCUCUAUAAUAAUGACUACCAUAAGUACCAUAUCGGCCUUCGCCAUGAUGCCCCUGUGGCUUUUCACGCUCGGUAGGGUUAUUUUUCAAAACGCUAGGCUCAAAGUGCCCUACAUGGAGAUCAUGACCUAUGUCAUAGCAUUGGUGGUACCAUUGGCUAUAGGGUAUUUCAUACAGAGGUACAUGAAAAGAGUGGCUCAUUUCAUGACGAAGAUAAUCAAGGGGUUUUCGUCUUGUUUAAUCAUGUUCAUCGUGGUUUUCGCAAUCGUCACAAAUUUGUACCUGUUUGAGCUGUUUUCCUGGCAGAUUAUUGUUUCUGGUAUGGCGCUGCCCUGGUUAGGAUAUCUUUCAGGAUAUUUAUUGGCAAAACUGUUCAGACAAAAUUACGCUGAUGCUCUGACAAUAGCUAUAGAAGUUGGGAUACAGAACACUGGAAUAGCAAUAUUUUUACUAAGGUUUGCUUUACCACAACCGCAGGCAGACCUCACCACAGUUGCCCCAGUUUCUGUUGCAGUACUGACACCGUUUCCUUUAUUGGGUCUUUUGAUUCUGAAGAAACUCAAAUCGAGGUUAUACCCCUCUCACUCCAAGUUAAAUUGUCAAGAAGAACCAAUAAAGAGUAUAAAUCAUCUCAACGAGGAACUAACCACGUUGCCCUAGCUACUGUUUCAUUAUCAGUUUCAAUUGUAGUUUUGUGAUAGGCCUGAGAGUACCCCUUAAUAAUUGUGCAGUAUUUUUUUUUGAUUUUAUAAAAUUGUUUUUUUAUUGAUUCUUUGUUAAUUUUACAUGUCGGAUUAUAAAUUUGUGAAGUUUG
This is a messenger RNA of Leptinotarsa decemlineata (Colorado potato beetle), 1908 nucleotides long. RefSeq names its product hepatic sodium/bile acid cotransporter. The record is from RefSeq and is a predicted model, not a curated record. Gene Ontology annotation, cellular component: membrane. NCBI's taxonomy places the organism in Eukaryota, Metazoa, Arthropoda, Insecta, Coleoptera, Chrysomelidae.